Brassica oleracea var. oleracea is the source of this 2949-nucleotide messenger RNA. RefSeq lists its product as uncharacterized. The record is from RefSeq and is a predicted model, not a curated record. NCBI's taxonomy places the organism in Eukaryota, Viridiplantae, Streptophyta, Magnoliopsida, Brassicales, Brassicaceae. The transcript is spliced from 5 exons. Gene Ontology annotation, molecular function: DNA binding. The coding region runs from base 1 to 2949 and encodes 982 amino acids.
AUGCCAGAGUUUCUAAGGAUGAUGGAGGAUUAUUGGAGAGAAAAUCAACCAUUGUUUCAAUCUACAUCUGCCCUCUUCAGAUUUUCUAAAUACCUUAAAGCUUUGAAACCGCUGAUAAGGAACUUGAGUAAAGAGAAACUGGGGCAAUUAUCUUUGAGAGUUAAGGAAGCAUACAAGGAUCUGUGUGAGAAGCAGGAGAGGCUGUUGACUAAUCCAACUCAGAAUAAUAUUCAGGAGGAGCUAAGAGCGGCAGAAAGAUGGAACAUAAUUUCUGGCAUUGAAGAGAAUGUUUUAAAACAAAGAUCUAAGAUGCACUGGUUGCAUCUGGGGGAUAGGAAUAAUAAAGUCUUUCACAAUGCGGCAAAGAUGAGAGUGGUGAAGAAUAUGAUCAGAGAGAUCAAAUGUAAAUCAGGAGCUAUUGUUACUUCACAAGAGGAAAUAAAGAAUGAAGCAGAGAGGUUUUUUCAUGAGUUUCUCUCUUAUGUUCCUGAAGACGUCAGGAAUGUUUCAGUUGAGGAGAUACAAGAAAUUCUAAGUUUCAGAUGCAAUGAUAUGGAGCGAGGCCAGUUGAUUAAGACAGUAACUGAAGAGGAGAUUAAAGAUGUACUGUUCAAGAUGCCAAGCAACAAAGCACCUGGGCCAGAUGGGUACACUACGGAGUUAUUUAAAGUGUCUUGGGGAGUUAUUGGGAAAGAUUUUACUACAGCAGUGCAGUCAUUCUUCAACAAAGGCUUCUUAUCAAAGAGAUUGAAUUCCACUAUUCUGGCUCUUAUCCCAAAAAGAGAUGCAGCUGUUGAGAUGAAGGAUUACAGGCCAAUCUCUUGUUGUAAUGUUCUAUACAAGGUGAUUUAUAAAGUCAUUGCCAACCGGCUUAAAGAUGGGUCAAAAAGUUCUAUUGAAGGAGUCUUACAAAUCUUUCAAGAAUUUAAAGCAAUGUCAGGUCUCAAAAUAAGUCUAGAGAAAUCUACACUAUAUACUGCUGGGAUCUCAGAUAAUCAAGAACAAGAUAUCAUCACAAGCGUUCCCUUCGAGUCUGGUAAACUACCAGUAAGAUAUCUUCGGCUUCCUCUCCUCACUAGAAGAAUGACUGUAAAUGAUUACAUGCCGUUAGUGGAGAAAAUUAAGAAGAGAAUGAAGUCAUGGACGGGAAGAUUUUUAUCUCAUGGAGGAAGACUGCAGUUAAUCAGUUCAGUCAUCACAAGCCUUGCCAAUUUCUGGCUCUCGGCUUUUCGUUUACCGAGUAGCUGUCUUAAAGAAGUUGAAAGUUUGUGCUCUGCUUUCCUAUGGUCAGGCCCGGAGUUGAAAACAAGUAAAGCCAAAGUAAGCUGGAAAGAAGUGUGCUUACCAAAGCAAGAAGGAGGUCUGGGGUUACGGUCGCUUAAAAAGAUGUGGAAGAAACAGUUGAAAAUGAGGGACAUGGCGAAGUCUUUUCACAAAAUGGAAGUUAAUAAUGGAAAGCAGACAUCUUUUUGGUAUGAUAAUUGGUCGAGUUUGGGCUGUCUUAAAGAUCUUUUGAGUGAAGGAGGAAGUAUAGCUUUGGGUAUUAUGGAGAAUGAAAUGAUGGAGGAUGUUCUGUUGAGACAUAGGAAACGAAGGCAUAGGAUCCAGAUCCUUAAUGAAGCUGAAAAUGAGAUCAAAAAAGUAAAAAGGAGAGCAAGUCAGGAGGAUGAUGUGCCACUUUGGAAGCAGUAUGAUAAUAAAUUCUCUCGACAGUUCUCUACAAAGAAGACUUGGAUGUGUCUUCGGCAACCCCAACCGGAAAGUAGCUGGAGUAAAGGUGUUUGGUUUCCCCACUCUACACCUGAGUACUCAUUUCUAGUGUGGGUAGCUAUCAAAAACAGAUUGCAGACUAUGGAUAGAAUAUUAUCUUGGAACAAUGCAGUAAAUGGUACUUGUGUGCUUUGUCAAGUGGAGAUGGAAACAUGUCAGCAUCUGUUCUUUAGAUGCCAUUACUCAAGUAAAAUCUGGAGAGAAAUGGUAGAAGGUAUCUUGAAGGAAGAUUACACCACAAGUUGGGAUGAGAUCCUCGCUAUUAUAUCUCAAGCUAGAAGAUGUCCAACAGAAACCUUCAUUAUACGAUACACUUUCCAAGUUGUAGCGCAUAGUAUAUGGAGGGAGAGGAAUGCUAGAAGCAUGAUGGAUUCUUCUCCAACUUAUCAACAAGAUGAAGUGAAUCAUGCAUCAAUAGAUGAAGACUUUUCUUCAGAAGAAGAUGUACAAACAACGGGUUUGGGAAAAAGGACCACGAGAGAUGAAGCUGGUGGUUCUGCAGAAGGGUCAAGAAAAAAGACGAGGUCUUUAGUCUGGAACCAUUUCAACAGGCUACCAACCAACUACAACAGAUGCAAAUGUCGCUACUGCAAGAAAGAGAUGAGUUGUCCAACCAAGUCUGGGACCUCUAAUCUCAACAAGCAUAUCACUAACUGUCGGUCAUUUAUGGUAUGGAAGGCUGUAAAUAGGUGCAAAGACAAGUCACAGUUAGCUACAGAUGAAGAAGGCAACAUGAGUGUGAGCAAGGUGUCUGAGAAAGUGUUCAGAGAUGCUACCAAUGAGAUGAUAGUCUUAGCGGAGUUGCCAUUAACCUUUGUGGAAAGCUUGGCGUGGAAACACUUCUGCAACAAAGUGCAGUUAGAUCCGCCUGUUUGUAGAAAAACAUGCACAAAGGAGAUUGCGGCAAUGUGUACGUCGAGGAAAGAAGAAAUGAAGAAAGUUCUUGGACAGAACAAGCAAAGACUCCCUCUGACAACAGAUAUAUGGACUGCUCCCUACACUGGGAAAGAUGAUAAUAGGAUUCAAGAAUGUGGAUAUAUGGACUGCUUAGCAGAGUGGUCUACAAUUGCGAGAGUUCUUGUGGAUUGUUUAGCAGAGUGGGAUAUUAAAAGAGCCUUAUGCAUCACAGUUGAUAAUGCCACGGCUAACACAUCAGCCAUGAAGAAGUUCAAGGAAUAA